Molecule: messenger RNA, 831 nt
Organism: Colletotrichum paranaense
Lineage: Eukaryota; Fungi; Ascomycota; Sordariomycetes; Glomerellales; Glomerellaceae
Exons: 4
Coding region: 1-831 (276 amino acids)
Biological process (GO): mycotoxin biosynthetic process
Source: RefSeq, a predicted model, not a curated record
AUGCCUGGAAAGUGGGAGAAGCCUUUUCGCGAUGAAUCAGACUUGUCGUCUGAGGAUCUCAGUCUAACCGAUGAGACUCUCAGAGUACGACGGGCUGGACCUAGACGCCAAGUCUGGAGGUUAUUGGGAGAAGCCGCUCUCGCAGUUGGAAUCAUCAUACUAGGCGGAAUCGUCAUUCAUGAUAGAGUUCUUCCAAGGACUGGAUUAUUGCCCUACGGGCCAGUGAUUCCCCAGAAAGUUGUCACUUUCGGCAACACGGCUGGCUUUGGGCCAGAUCUCGUGUAUGCGGACCGACAGAUGCUUCUGAACGCUACAAGGAUGCAAGAAGUACACGAGAAUUGGCAGCAACUAUAUCCAAUCAGUCGAGGCUAUUUUGUGGCAGACGAAAGCAGUGCAGAAUACAAAGUGCAGUUCCCACCAGCAGACAUCAGCGGCGUGCUGUCCCCAGAUGACAAACGCAGUGGCUGGGUUCUCUCCGUAUUUCAUCAAAUUCACUGCUUGUCAAUCAUAACCACAAGGCUCGGUAUCUCUCGACAAGAGUUUGCAGACUGGGACCCAUUCAAGUUAGGCCACACAGCGCAUUGCAUCGAGUACCUACGACAGAGCAUACUGUGCUCGGGCGAUACUAGUCUCGAAGGCGAGUCGGGAUCGUGGUCGGAGAGCAUUGGCUGGGGCCAGAACCACGUAUGUAGAGACUAUAACGCGCUCAUGCGGCUGGCGAACGAGAAGGCGGCCUGGGACCUCAGUCACGAGCGCGAGCCGGACCACUCUAAGCUUUUUGAGUCAAGCAUUGAAGAUUGUGAUUCGGAGAGCGGAGAGUACUGUCAUUAA